GGGGAGGACCCUCAACCUCGGAACUAUUUGACGACCUCUUCGUCUGUUUUAUGGCGAUCUUCUGUUUAUUACUUCUAUGGAGGACAUGAAACUUCAAUGCAGACCUUUAAGGAUUACUUUUGCAUUCUUUUUUGCCGAUUAAACUUUCAAGUUGACUUUUUUUGUGUGCAGAAAGUGGACGUCUUCGUGGUGGAGAACUUGUGGACUAAGGCGGCGUUUUGACGUGGAGCUAAGCUAUGGAUUUUUAAACUAUCUUCUCUUUUCUUUAGGGGCCAGUUGCUUGGGUUUUCAUGUAAGGAGACGAGCUGCACUUUUGUGUCCCCGCCACAAUCCCUGCCUUGCUGGAGAAUCAUUCCUUUGUUUCCUCCACUGAUCGAUGAUGAUGUCAAAGCAAGAACCCUGGACUCAAAUCCGGAUCACUUCGGUCUUUGUGAUGAUUAUGGUCCUUGGCAGCUACGCAGCAGAUGUCCCCGCGGAGGAGGGCUUCAAUGCAGAGGCAUGGCUACGUCAGUUUGGCUACCUGUCUCAGGCCAGCAGACAGAUGUCCACCAUGCAGUCCGCUCAGAUCCUGUCCCAAGCUGUCAGUGACAUGCAGCGUUUCUACGGCUUGGAGGUGACUGGGAAGACGGACGCUGCCACCAUCAGAGCCAUGCGUCGACCUCGCUGUGGCCUCCCUGACAAAAAAGCCGACACUGAAGAUGCAGCGAGGAGGCGACGCUACGCCCUCACUGGACAACGGUGGGACAAGGACCACCUCACCUACAGCAUAUUGGAGCAGCACAUCCCGCCCUCCCUGGGAGCAGGGCGGAUGCACGAUGCCAUCGGUCGAGCCUUUGACGUGUGGAGAAAGGUCACGCCGCUCACCUUCCAAAAGUUAACGGCUCCACAAGGCAACAGCAGCGGGGCUGAGCUCGCCGACAUCCUGCUGUUGUUUGCCUCUGGUUUCCAUGGUGACAUGUCCUUGUUUGACGGCGAGGGGGGCGCGCUGGCCCACGCCUUCUACCCUGGGCCGGGAAUGGGUGGGGACACACACUUUGAUGCAGACGAACCUUGGACUUUGGACAGUCCAAACUUUCAAGGUGUUGAUCUCUUCUUGGUGGCGGUGCACGAGCUCGGUCACGCUUUAGGCCUGGAGCACUCGGACAAUCCCGACGCCGUUAUGGCUCCCUUCUAUCAGUGGAUUCACACACACAACUUCACGCUGCAUGCUGAUGACAUCCAGGGAAUACAGUACAUAUAUGGUCCUCCUCUCGCCACUCAGGCCCCUCCCAAGUCUCCUCCGUCCUCCGAUGGCUAUCCUGAAGCUGAGUCAACCACCGCUCCUCCCGAGGAUGCCAAACCUGACAUACCGAACCCGACCGAAAGAGCCCCGCGUGUCCCGAGCCAGCCUGAAAUAACCCCUGGCACGACUCCCCGCCAUCCCGACAUCGUCACAACCGCCCGUCCUGAUCCUGUCACCCCGCCCAUCAGAAAAGACGUUCCCCUUCCUCCGCCUACCCGGCGGCUUCCCAAGCAGCCUGACAACGCGGCCCCUGACAUCUGUGACGGCGACUUUGACACCGUCACCUUGCUGAGGGGAGAGAUGUUUGUGUUCAAGGGUCGCUGGUUUUGGCGAGUUCGUCGGAACCGCGUCCUGGACAACUAUCCCAUGCCGAUAUCGGUCUUCUGGGGUGGUCUUCCGAGUGAUAUCGACGCCGCUUAUGAACGCCACGAUGGCAAAUUUGUCUUCUUCAAAGAUGAUCGAUACUGGAUCUUCAGGGAAGCGGAUUUACUUCCAGGAUACCCACAACCCAUUGGGCAAUAUGGCCAAGGAGUUCCCGCACACAGCAUCGACACAGCAAUCUGGUGGGAGCCAAACGGACACACCUACUUUUUCUCCGACGACAGGUACUGGCGAUACAACGAGGAGACCCGCAAGGCAGAUCGAGACUUCCCAAAACCAAUCGGCAGAUGGGGCAAGAUCCCUCACUCGCCCAAAGGAGCCUUCCUCAGUGAUGAUGGCGCUUACACUUAUUUCUACAAAGGCGCAAAUUACUGGCGGUUCGACAACCACAAGACCGCGGCAGACAGCGGCUACCCUCGCUCCAUCCUUAAGGACUUCAUGGGCUGCGUGGCCGUCCCCGAGCCUCAACCAGACCCCGAGGCCGAAGACAAGCCCACCGAACCUUCGGACGGAGGAAAGGAUGAGAAGAAAGACGCGGACAAAGGCAAGGACAAAGACACGGAAAACGACGACGAAGCAAAGUCCGACAGUCCGGGGGUAGGGACGGACGACAACAACGAGGUGGACGUGGUGGUGACGGUGGCCGACGACAACUCCAAAGUCAUGACUCUGAUCAUGGUGGUGGCUCCUCUGGUGCUCAUCUUGGUCAUCCUCGUCUUCAUCUACGCCAUCCUCAGGACUCUGCAGAACAAGGAGACCCCCAGAGCUCUGGUGCACUGCAAGCGCUCGCUGCAGAACUGGGUGUGACACCAACACAAACCGUAAGAGCUUUUUUUGUUAUUCCAGCAUGGCGUGAAGAUGGUUGUAGCCAUGCGACCUACCAAGUGGUUACCACGGUGCCUCUGGAGUCCUUUUUCCAGUGCUGCACUAAUGGCACAAUAGAAAUGGAAGGCUUGAAUCAUAGAAAAUGGAGGACAGCUGUGUUAAACACUUGCAUCAGCAACACAUUUGCACUUUUUUUUUUUCUUUUUUACCCUCUCUGUUGUUGUUGUGCCGGCAGAUGUGACUUAGAGUGCUCUCACGCACGCACGCUAGCCGGGGUCAUCCUCCGAGCACACAUGGCCCAGCAUCACAUGACACCAACGAAGAGACCACUUACCCAAACAAAGGCACAUACCAGUUGUUUUUCUUUUUGCACAGACCUCCCCUCUUCCCACUGAGAUCCAUCCUUUAAGCUCCACCCCUAAAAGUACAAUCCCCGCAGUCAUAAUGUUGCACAGUAGAUCCCUGCUAUUUGUGGGGGUUACCUUCCAAGACCACCCUCAAAAAAACACGGAAUGAUGGACACACCCAUAAAAAGUACUGUUAUUGGUACUCUCAACCAUAACAGUUUUGAAUGUAUUUUAUAUUCGGUUUUACACAUUUAAAAACCCCCAACAGUGUUGUU
Messenger RNA from Entelurus aequoreus (snake pipefish), 3110 nucleotides. RefSeq names its product matrix metalloproteinase-15-like. Gene Ontology annotation, molecular function: metalloendopeptidase activity; zinc ion binding. Gene Ontology annotation, biological process: extracellular matrix organization; proteolysis; collagen catabolic process. The transcript is spliced from 10 exons. The coding region runs from base 377 to 2470 and encodes 697 amino acids. NCBI's taxonomy places the organism in Eukaryota, Metazoa, Chordata, Actinopteri, Syngnathiformes, Syngnathidae. Gene Ontology annotation, cellular component: extracellular matrix. The record is from RefSeq and is a predicted model, not a curated record.